CCAUUUCCCCAUAAAGAGCCCACAUACAUGAUUUACAAGAAGUCCGAGAGCAGGACAGGCUGGAUCUUUCGUCCCAACAAUUGGACCUAUCGAGGCAGAUGCUCAAGCACAUUGAAGAUACCCAAGUGCUCUUAGAGAUUGUAGUGAUUGGUGGCCAAGUCGAUCAUGGCCGUGAAAAUGAAGAAGGAGAUAUGCUCCUUUCGAAGGCGGCGGCUGGAGGGCACCGGCGAGCAGUCCGGGCUUUGUUGUAUGGGUCUCACGACGAUAUCAACACGAGGGAUAAGAUGGGACGUACCCCACUUUUUUGGGCAGCAGAAGGCGGACACUUGGACGUUGUCAGAGAACUAGUCAAGGAGGGAGCAGAGGUUUCUUUUGAGGAUCAAGAUAAUUUCACAGCCAAGGACUUGGCAUACCGGAGGGGGCAUUCGGAAAUUGUUUCAUUACUCGAGCCUUUGAUGCAACGCGAUGAUGAAAAAGGAAAAAAACUGUCUGUUUUUGCUAUGUCUAUUACUCCCUCCAGUUGGAAGUCCGAUGCUGCAUAUCAUUCUGCAUCGUGCACAUCGCCUCCAACAACACCUCUAUAUCCAAAACGCAGACAAACGGGAAGUAACAUACUAAAAGAAUGCCACAAGGAUGGUGGUCGGCGCCGUCUCAAGAGCUUCCAGACCAGCUGCUGGCGUAUUCGCGUAGGGAGGGUUUCUGGGAUAGUACUGGCGGCCAGCGUUGUGACUUGGUUGAUGAAAGGAGAAGAGAUAAUGGAUCCCUAAUGGCCCCAUUCCUGAGGGGUCGAGGCUAAGAAUUGUGGGGACGUGUUGGAGAUUGGACGAGAGGAGGGCCGUGGUUGUUUGCUCCAAAUUGAUCAAGGGUAAUGAAGCAAGGGGGUUCUCGGAGUGACCCACUCAGAUUCGUUCAUCGAAGGAAUCGAUGAAAGGGAAGAGUUACUGGAAGUGACAAUCUUAUCGUCAUAAUAUCCGAGGUCGGUGUAGUGUUGAUAUAGCAUUAAAGUUAGUCCACUAGAAAUAUCCAGACUUAGCUAGACAUCAAAAGUGAAAAAAUUGAAGCAUAGUACCGCG
This is a messenger RNA of Mollisia scopiformis, 1073 nucleotides long. Its product is annotated as ankyrin. Gene Ontology annotation, molecular function: protein binding. The record is from RefSeq and is a predicted model, not a curated record. Bases 99 to 767 code for a protein of 222 amino acids. Lineage: Eukaryota; Fungi; Ascomycota; Leotiomycetes; Helotiales; Mollisiaceae. The transcript has 2 exons.